Stylonychia lemnae is the source of this 5787-nucleotide messenger RNA. NCBI's taxonomy places the organism in Eukaryota, Ciliophora, Spirotrichea, Sporadotrichida, Oxytrichidae. The record is from the annotation of a GenBank genome assembly.
AUGGAACUUGGAACUAUUCUCUAUCCAUUCAAAUCUAUUACACCAGCUCUUGUUGAACUGUUUAACUAUUUAAAUGUUGAAACUAAUGACUAUGAAAUCUUAGUUAAGGAAAAUACAACAAAUUAUUUGAUGACUCUAUUUAGUCAGUUGAUCAUUCUCAAUUCUAAAAAUAUUACAAUAAGGACAUACUAGUCUUCAAAUAUCAGUGCUUUGGGAGCUAAAUCUACUCUAUACAUUUUGUCUGAUAAAUUUUACAAGAUCGCAUAUGAGACUAGAUUUAGUCUGAUAAAUGAAACUUUUAAUUUUAACAACAAAUUAUAGAAUGGGAAGAUUUCAUCAGAUGAAAUCAUCAUUAUGUCUCCUAAAGCUGAAUUAAUCAUUAUGCGUAGUGAAGUCAAGUUUGCUUUUUUCUGGGAAAUUCAGAGCAAGACAAUUACAUUCUUAGUAAAUACAUUAAUGCUUUAAUUCUUGGAAAUUAUAGAAUGUAAUUUUUAAUCUCUAUGGCAGAGUGAUGACAUCUUUGAGUCCUCUUAAUUUGAGAAUAGAGAAUUCAACAUUGAUAACAGAUUGGGUUAAUCUUUUUCAACAAAUGAUGAUGCCAAUAAAUAACAGUUGUUGAUUGAUUCAACUUCACUAUGCCCAUUUGAUACAGAUAAUAAAAUCAAAAAGACUUAAUUUUCUAAUAUCUACAUAAGUUCAGAUGCUCAUAUUCCUAAAACUGCAAUUUAAUACUAAAUCAAUUGCCAGUUGAAAUCAGACCUUGGAAAAAGAAAUUAGGAAUGUAUUUUCGAAAAUAUAACUGCAGAGCAUCUAUAUUCUUCAAUUACCCUUCUUAAUAUAGCGACAUAGAAUCUUAAUGUCACUUUCAGUAAUAUAACUAACAGAAACGUUUCAAUUGGUCCAGUUUAGGCUUUUCAUCUUAUCUUUGCAGGCACAAAUACUAUCUAGCUUAUAGACACUAAAUUUUAUGAUUGCAACACUCAAUCUAGAAUAGCAGUUUGUUUAGUCUUAUAUAACAAUAUGUUUAUCGAUAACUUGAUCAUGAUAAAUAACACCUUGGAUAGAUUGAAAAAUGGAUUCUGCUUUGUCAAGGGAGCUUCUAAUCCUACUACUGCAAUUUAGUCAUUCAAUAAUCUAUAUUUCAAAGGCAAUAAAGUGAACUCAAAUUAAAGUAAUGAUGAACUUAGACAAGGCUCUUACAUAAUAAGAUUCGAUGAAUAUACACUUGUAGCGAAUUAGGCUGAGAAUAGUACUUUCAAUAACAUUUCAGUCAUUGGAAAUGAGGUUAACUUCUUUGUCUUUAGUGGAUUUAAGAAUUACUCAGGAUAGAUACUUAUGCAAGCUGGAGACGUUGAUUAGUUUGAUUUACCUCUAUAAGUUUCAAUUAUUAGUUGUAAUUUUACCUACAACUAUGCUGUCAUUUAAUCGAUGAUAUCAGUCAAGACCAAUUCUAAAUUAACAAUAAAUAAUACUCUGUUUAAUCAUACUUUCUCAUAUGCUAGAGGAAGCAUUGCAUUGGCUGAUUAUCAGAAUGUUUAAAUCACUAUUUACAACUGUAUAUUUUUUGAAAACACAGCAGUUGAUGGUGGACUAUUCUUUAUCCACUAUGGAAGUAAUGUCGACAUCUAUAAUUCUUAUUUUGAAAAUAAUACUGCCUUGAUCGGAAGCAUUGCUAUGAUUGAAAAUUAAGGAUAAAUAAAGAUAAAAGAUUCAGUUUUAAGAGAAAAUCAUGCUCUCAAAAGCUCAAUUAUAGCAAUCAUCGACUCAAGUGAUAAAACUUCUAUUUUUGAUAACUGCACUUUUGAAAGAAACUAACCAUUAGAUCCUUAUUCUUACUCUAUUCUAGUUUUUUCAUAAUGGAGAGAUCCUAGAUAUAAUAUGUUUACCAUUCCUAAUACAUUACUUAAUAGGAAUUACAUGCUUAACGAAAUCUAAUAUACUUUUAGCGUCAGCAAAUCUAAUUUUAUUAUUAAAAAUUCUCUCAUCAAGGAAGGAAUAAACUUUAUCAUCUCUUACAUUUCAGAUAUAAGUGUAACAAAUGCAUUAUUUGAAAAUGUAUAAAUUGAUGAAUCUGAAGGGUCAUUCUUUUCCUUAACCUCAUCAAAACUUAGAAUCACAGAUGUAGUCCUAAGAAAUUUCACCUAUUAAAAUCAGAAAAUUACACAUAAAUAAUAUCUUAUCGAACAAAAUUUAAAUUCAGUUCUGAGAUUAAGAAACACCACAAUAACAAACUCUAAUAUUCAAAUUAUCAAUUCAAUCAAUUCUAACUUGACUAUUAUUAAUACAACUAUCUCAAAGAUUUAGCACUAUGGUAUUAAUGAUAAGUUACUUAAAAUGGAUUCAUCAAAUAUUUAGAUAAGCACUUCUAAUUUUAACUAGAUCAAAACUCUAUCCUUAAUUCAUGUAUAAAUAAGUAGAUCAAAGAUUGUCUAAAUUUUCAAUUCAAACUUCAGCGACUUUAAUAGAACCCUUUUAGACUUAUCAAUGUCAAAUCUAAAUAUAUACAACUCAAGAUUCUAUUGCAACUCAAAUUAAACAGAUUUCGAUUUAUUAAAUGAAAAAAGACUUUUUGAGUCCUAUCGAUCAGCUGAUAACAGAAUCAUAAAUCAAAAUUCAGGAAUACUUCAAAUAUUCAAUUCAGUUUUUUCAAAAGGAUAUUCUUUAAUUUCAGGUGGAGCUAUAAAUAUAAACAAUGCUAAUCUGAGAAUACAAAAUAAUACGUUUACUGGAAAUGUUGCCUUUGAUAAAGGUGGGUCAAUCUUCUAUAAUAAAUUCAGGCCUUAGAUUUAUGUUAACAACACUUUUGACAUUUAAAAUUAUGCCCCUUAUGGGAAGGACAUCGCUGGAUAUCCAUUCAGUAUUAAGAUAGAGUCCUAUGAUACAUACUAGCUUGCUAGUGGCCAAUCAUAUAAUGGAAAAAUAGUAGUAUCAAUUAUUGAUGUAGAUUAAAAUAGAAUCUCAAAUGAUAACACUUCGUAAUUUAUUCAAUUUUAGAUCAUUUAUAGUACCUUAAACAUUGGAAUAGUCGACCCUAAAUCUAAAGCAACAGGGAAUUAUCAGAUUCAAGUUUAAAAUGGUAUAGGCAUCUUUGAUGCUUUAACUUUUUAUUCUAAGCCUGGAAGCUAAAAUGUGAGCUUCAUCAUUUCCUCCUCCAGUAUUGAUACUGAUUAUAUCUAGAAUAUAUUCAAAAGUAGCAGCUUAGUCAAAGAUAUAACACAGAUUAACAAGCAAUUUGUAUUCUAUGAUUUUAGAAUGUGCAAAAGUGGAGAAGUUACCUUCAAUGAUUAAUGUCUUGUCUGCACCAUAGGAUAUUUCUCAUUUAAUGGAAGUGAUGAUUCAUGUAGAGAAUGUCCUGCUCAUGCUGAUUGCCCAGGAGGAGAUUCAAUAAUUGUAAACAAUGGCUUUUGGCGAUCAAAUAAAUAUUCCACAAGAAUUAUUAAAUGUUUGUAUGAAAAUGCUUGCGUUGGUGGUGUUCUUAAUGAUACUACAGUUAAUGAAUAUCCUUUGUGCUCUUAUGGCUAUGGUGGAAAUCUCUGUGAAAAAUGCUUGCUUAUCGAUGGAAUUCAGUUCACUAGAUUAAAUAAAUAUGAAUGUGGGAAAUGUCCAGACAAAAGAAAUAAUAUUCUAUAUAUAUCUGGGAUAUUUUUAGCAUUGAUAUUUGCUCUUGGAAUAUUGUUAUGGAUUAAUCUAAGAAAAUAAACGGAAAGUGAGACCAGUAUAGUUUUAAGAAUCAUACUUAACUACGUAUAAAUUUUAACAUCAGCUGCUGCAUUUAAUCUUGAUUGGCCUUAUUAUUUGCAAGUGUUUUUUGGAGCAUAUUAAUCAGUUGGAGAGGUAGCAGAGACCUUCAUUUCUUUUGAUUGCUUCUUGGAGGAUACUGGUUUUACAUAGACUGGAGCCUCAACCUAUUAUUUUAAAACUUUGAUGAUUAUCUUAUUGCCUUUGAUUAUGUGCUUUAUAUUCAUUGUGAUAUUUGUGGUUAGGAAUCUAUUUAAGAAAAAUCCAGCUGUUAUUAUGCAAAGAUAAAUUAUUGUUGCUUCUAUUGUAGUGCUAUACUCUCUUCAUCCAACAAUUUCUAGAAUGAGCAGUAGUCUAUUUUUCUGCAUGGAACUAGACUAAAAUGAAUAUUGGCUCUAAUCAGAUUUACAGAUAAGAUGCUGGUCUUCUGAUCAUAUCAAAUGGAGUCUUGGUAUUGGACUUUCUUCAUUAUUAAUUUGGACUCUAGGAAUACCACUAGCUGGCUAUAUUUAUUUAACCAAGAACAAGAAAAAUCUUGGAGAUAAAAAAUUCUUCGGCAAAUUCAGGAUGAUGUAUCAAGGACUAAAGCCUGACUGCUAUUAUUGGGAAUUCGCUAACAUUCUCAGGAAAACUUUUCUAGUACUUGUCAAUGUUUUCCUAAAUCUAUAUCCAAAUAUUUUCAAAGCUCUUAUUAGCUUAAUUGUACUUGCUGCCUACUUAAGUCUGUAAGAAAAGCUAAAUCCUUACAAAAAUCCAGUAUUUAAUAACUUAGAAAGGCGUGAGCUUAUUACUAGUUUGAUUACAUUCUUUGGAGCACUAUUCUUUGUUAGUUCUGAAAUUUCUGAUCUCAUUUAGCUGGUAGUAUUUAUCGUGAUUGUACUAGCUAAUUUCUGGUUUAUAUUAUUGGCUGUCUAUUGUCUACUCAGCACAAUUAAAUAUCCUAUUACAAGGAAGCUUAGCAUAGCAAUGGGAAAAAUUAUACUAACUGAUAGAUUGAUUUUCUUAGAAUAAGAAUAUAGAGCUAGUAAAAGAAUAACAGAUGCUUAAUUUAAAUAAGAUGGAACUGGAAUAGAGAAACAUUAUCUGGAUUAGACUGACUUAAAUGAUUCUUUUAUCCCUGGUUUUAAACAUACGAACUAUACAAUUGCUGAAUAAUAGACGAAAAAGAAUACUACAAUUAAAAGCAUCUUAUUUACAACUAGCAUAAAGCACAUGGAUGAAAACAAAAAAUCUAAAGGUCGCUCUUUCAAAAGCUAAAAACACACCAAUGAUAAAAUGGACACAAAGUCAAAAAUUUAUCCUAAUCAUAAAAGUAUAAGCCAAAGACAACCAGUUAUGAAUAUUGACAUAAGCAAAAUCAAUAAUAGAAACAGAAAUCACAAUAAGCAUAGUCUAUUAAAGCCUAAGGUUGUAGAGAAAAUAGAAUCUAGUUCAGACUAAAAAGUAGAGUCCAAUAUGACUAAAUAUACCGUAGUAAAUUUCAAUGAUCAAUCGAAUCUGAUUUCACAGAAGAAUUAGACUUUGAUUACAGCUGCUUUUGACCCUUAGAAAGAUUAUGAUAGAGUAUCAAAUAUUGUUAAUUUUCCUAGCUAGUUAUUAUCCAAUAUCAAUACAAAUACACAGGCUCUUGAUCAAACAUAAACGAAUAACAAUAGAAAAUUUGACAGUAAUACUCUCAAUUAGCCGAUAGAAAAAAUUAAUCAAAAGCUGACAUUAGACUAAUAUGUAUAAAAUUUGCAGAGAAUUGAUUAGGCUAAGGUAAUUAAUAGAAAUUUAAUUGAGGAAAAGUAGAGAUAAAAACUAAAAAAAGCAUUUGUUAAGGAUGUAUUGAAAAGUAAAGUCAAAGAAAAAUCUGGUAAUAAUGGUAAUUAACUUAUAAAACCUAAUAAAUCUUCGAGGAACUUUACAUUUAUUGAAUUCUAGAAUAAUGAUGAUCCAAAGAAUCUCAAUUCAAUUAUUACCUAGAUCUAAAAAUUCAAAGACACAAAAAAUAGAAAGAAAAAGUAAAAUCCUUAAAUUACACAAUCAUAUAAAUCAGAACAGGAGUGA